AUGUCAAUACAGAUAAGUGAAAUGGUAUGGUAUGACUAUGAUGACAGAGAAAAACCAGUAGACCAAGCUUCCAGACUCUUAGAUAGAAUGGUAGAUUUAAAACAUCAAGUCGCUAAUGGAAGAUUUGAUGAUCAGUUUAAUUAUGGUCCUUAUCCAUUGGAUCCUUAUUUAAAAACAGGAAGAGGAAGUGAUGUAAAAACUCAACCAUUACAAGUUAAUGCCCCUGUUUAUAAUAAUUAUAGUGAUGUCAAGAAAGUGUUAAAUACAGUUAAUAAGAAAAUCUCUCAAUUAGAAUCUAAUCUUAAACAUGUGACACGAUUUCAAAAUGAAGAUGAACUAUCUUGUCUGGCUAAAGUUUUACAGGGUGAAAGUGAAGAUUUAGAACAGAAUAAGAUAAAAUCUAUGGUAGACAGAUUAAUAAAAUCUAAAAGAAAAAUAAUUGAGGAUGAUGUUCAGAGAGAAUUAUUAAAUGCAGAGUUAAAGAAACAGGAAUUGAUAGAGGCCAGUAAAAAACCAAGUACUAAAGAUUUAAAGAAAGUUGCUGUUGGUGGUAGAGUCACUCAGACGUAUCAAAGAAAACGUGAAACUACUAGAUUUACACAAGAUAAAGACAGAUCUGUUACUUCUAGACCUUAUGGAAAGAACUUGUUGCCUUCCAAUAUUGCUAGAGUUGGUAGGAGUGAACCUAUUACAAGUAAAGUUGAUAGUAAAACUGUUUAUAAAACAUUGAUCACACAAACUAAACAAUCUUCUAAAACACAACAACGUCAACAACCUGGCUACAGACAGCAACAGACAGUGCCAGUAAUAAAUAACAUCAUGCCAAUGGCAGUAGCAUUAUGUGAACCAAGAUAUCUACCAGGUAGAGCAGCUGGUGUAUUGUCCUGUGAACCAAUGGCUUGUAGUUCACCUUCCUCACAAACUCACCCUACUUCACUACCUAAUCUUUCUAAUAUACAAGAUACUACCUUUAUUGACCAGAUCAAUUCACCAUCAUUAUCACCAAGAUCUCCUUCACCCAAAUCACCAGGUUACCAUUCACCAACUCACAGUAUGGUAGAUAAUUACAGUGAUGUGGAAGGAACAGGAAUUAUUCUACCAGGAUAUCAACAUGAAGAAUAUAGACAACCACCUGAACCCAGUAGAGUAGUUUUUAAACCUCCUAACCUAGAGAGCUAUGAUCAGAAUCCUACGUCUGAUGUUAUAGCUAAUGAUAUACAUAGACAGAAUUUACUUCAAGAAAAGGCAUCACAGUGGUUAGAAAGUGAGCUCAUGGCUCAGGUUUUAUCUCAAGUAAAUCGUGGAGGUGAAGAGAAGAUACACCAUGAAUCUUCCUGGGGUACAGAUAACCAGUAUAACUAUAGAGAUCUGGUAAAUAAACAGCCUGGAGUUGAUCAGGACUCACAGUUAUCAGAUAAUAGUGCUACUCAAUCAGAGUCUGUUGAAGAAGAUUUACAGGAGAAAAUCCAGAAGAUAUUUAUUAGUGUUGGUCAACCAGUUAAUAGUAAAAUAGUAUCAACAUUGGUACAGGAAGCCUUAAUUGAUAGAAUACGUACGUUACUAGGUGAAUCACAACCUAGCACCUCUGGUACCAGACCUGAUAAAAAGACCACAGACUUGGAGGAAGUUAAAGAUGAUUAUGAUGAUGAUUUUGAAAGUGUAGAUUCACCUGAGCCUUCAAUGAAACACUUACCUACCCCUGAUUUGACACCGAUGUCCAGUCUGACUGAUUCUCCAGUAAGACAGGAUUCACCCCCACCACCUGCCACUAAACGGUCUCCUGUUCGAUCACCUAAACCUAGAGUACCUAGGCGACAGAAAGUAGAGGAGAUUGAUGAUUCUGAUGUUUAUAAUUCUAUGAUGAUGACUCGAGAGCCUGAACCAAAACAAUCUCCACAGCAACCAGUCACUGUACCCUCUCCCGAUAGUGACAGUGAUCCUUCCACUUCAUAUGAUAUAUCUCAAGAACUACGUAGACUAGCUGUGAAACCAGAAGAAAAAGCAGACUUUAUCAUUCAAUCCGUCCAUGAUGUAGAAACACCUGUACCCACUCCCCCUCCUAGAUCACCAACACCAGUACAGACUCUGCCUCAGUUUAUAGCCUCCCCACCCCCUCUUGUUUCCGUCCAACAUCCUACAUCAGUUCACCAUUCCAUAACUGAAGAACCCAGUUUCCAUGAUGUCAGUAGAAGACAAGAUCCUGAUGCUACAGGAACAUCUUUUAAUUUUAACCGAACUGGAAUUUCUGUAGAUAAUAUUCAGGAUGUUAGAAAAUCUACUACUAUAGUGAGAAUGUCUUCAACUACUGUCAGAGAUAGUAUAGAAGUACCUCAGCCUCAAGAAUCACCUAGACCUGUCCCACAACCUACAGUCAUACAUGUUGGAUCACCACAAGCUAUCAGUCCUGUACGAGAUCCUAGUUUAAUACCCAGUCCAGACCAGCGUAGUUCUCCCUCCACUAGUAUAACUGAUACUAUUAAUGAAUGUAUAUCAGAAGGACAAUGGUUAUUAAAUAGAAGUGAAGGACAAGUUGCUGAGAUUCCUAUAGAUCCAGUUGUGAUAGAGAAUAUUAAGUAUAAUCGUAUUGAUAUUAGUACAGCUAGUACCUUGAGAGAUACAGAAGAUCUAGAUUUAGAUGAUUUGGACAAUCUGAAAAGUGAAGGUGAAUUCAUCCAUUAUUCCUCAGUACCAGUUCAACAGGACAUCAACAGUCUGUUACAGAGACAACAGGAAUCAUAUACAAGAGAUCACGUCGAUGGACCAGGUUACCCUACUGAAUUGAAUGUCACAGAGAGUAUGGGAGAACUUAGUCUUGGACAGAUACAGUCUUCUAGAGUAGGGCAACCACGAUCUUUUCAGACCAAUGGGAAUACUUAUGCAUCUGAUGUAACGGAAGAAGAAGACAGUGGUCCCAGUAAAGUUAUUCGAGUAGGGGAGAGUCUACCUGGUACAAGUCAGAGAAACUUUAGUCGUCCACCUCUCAGUCAAACUGGACCUCAAUUCAGCACUUAUACAAGACAAUCUAGAGAUGAAAAUGGAACAUCCCGAGAUUCUACUAUGAAUUUAGAAGAUUUAGACAUCAGUAAAAGAAAAUUACCACCAUCUCGAAAAUGGAAUGAUAAACCUAAAACUACAACUUUCUCCCUAUCCCAUGAUUCAAUGAGAAGUAGUGGUGGCUUAGAGAUGACGGAAUCAGAGUUAGGUAGUGAGCGGUAUGGAGUGAGAGAAUCGCAGGAUUCCGACCGAUAUCGCCUUGGAGAUACUUUGGAUUCUGAUAGAUAUCGACUUGGAGAAUCAGCUGAUUCUGAUCGCUACAAGCACCAUGAUUUGUUAGAUUCUGACAGAUAUAAAUUCCGAAAAUCCAUGGAUUCAGAAAUGUCUGCCCAAACCAAUGAGGAUGAGUCUGAAGAACAAGAUCGUAAAGAUCCUAAAGGCCAUAGUGGACCAUACAGAAUGUCAGUGACUGUCCCUUCUGUUCAUCCCAUUUCAGAAGAUGAGGACAGUGAAGAGAUUUCAGAAAUUGAUGCUACAAUUUCAAAAUAAUAAACUAUUAGUUGUAGAAUAUUCAUAUGUAUUCAGAUGUUUCCAAAAGACCAAACAGUUCAAGCUUAUGUCAGUGGUCUGUUUUGCAAAAUAAACUGUUUCGAGACAGCACAAGGUGUUAAAUAAAUAAACCAAGUACCAAUUCUCUGAACUGUAAAAGGAGUUUGGAAUUUUGGCGAAACUUUAUUAAGUUAUUAAAUGGACAUUUUCAUGUAGGACACAUAUAUAUCAUUAAGCUAAGAAAGACUCAGUUGAGUUAGCUUUGUAUGUAUACUUAUUAUCAAUGAAAUAUAUUUUGUCAGAUAAGUUUUGAUAUUAUAGAAAUAUCUUAAAUGAAAUAUAAGUAUAUGUGUAAACUUGAAGCAUAUUUAAAUGAACAUCAUUGAUAUAGAACCUUAAAAGUAGUUGCCUAUCCUUUUGGACACUGUACAUUAUUAUAAGAUUAUUUAUUAUUAUGUUUUUAUGAUAUUUCCUUAUAUUUACAGUAAAAUUAGUAAC
This is a messenger RNA of Lottia gigantea (owl limpet), 4041 nucleotides long. RefSeq lists its product as hypothetical. NCBI's taxonomy places the organism in Eukaryota, Metazoa, Mollusca, Gastropoda, Lottiidae. The transcript has 18 exons. Gene Ontology annotation, biological process: smoothened signaling pathway. Gene Ontology annotation, cellular component: centriole; ciliary basal body. The record is from RefSeq and is a predicted model, not a curated record. Bases 1 to 3543 code for a protein of 1180 amino acids.